Messenger RNA from Mustela lutreola (European mink), 1542 nucleotides. RefSeq names its product olfactory receptor 11H12-like. The record is from RefSeq and is a predicted model, not a curated record. Gene Ontology annotation, cellular component: membrane. Gene Ontology annotation, biological process: G protein-coupled receptor signaling pathway. Gene Ontology annotation, molecular function: G protein-coupled receptor activity; olfactory receptor activity. Lineage: Eukaryota; Metazoa; Chordata; Mammalia; Carnivora; Mustelidae.
CUCUUGACCUUGCAGGUUACUGACCCAAUGAAUGUUUCUGCGCCAUACUCCAGCUUUUCUUCUGUAAGAGAAUUUAUACUCCUAGGUUUUUCUUGUGAGUGGAAGAUUCAGAUCCUUCUCUUCUCACUCUUCACCACAACAUAUGUUUUGACUGUAACAGGGAAUGGGGCCAUUGUUUGUGCUUUGUGGUGUGAAUGCCGACUCCAUGUCCCCAUGUACAUUUUCCUGGGAAAUUUCUCCUUUCUAGAGAUUUGGUAUGUCUCUUCUACAGUUCCCAAGAUGCUGGUCAAUUUCAUCUCAUAUAAAAAGACCAUCUCCUUUACUGGAUGUUUCCUCCAAUUUUAUUUCUUUUUCUCUUUGGGAACAUCUGAAUGUUUCCUCUUGGCUGUCAUGGCCCUUGAUCGGUACCUUGCUAUCUGCCAUCCCUUGCACUACCCUAACGUCAUGACUGGACACUUCUGUACCAAACUUGUCAUUAUCUGUUGGGUUUGUGGAUUUCUGUGGUUCCUGAUCCCCAUUGUAUUCAUCUCUCAGAUGCCCUUCUGUGGUCCAAACAUUAUUGACCAUGUUGUAUGUGACCCAGGGCCACUGUUUGCAUUGGCAUGUACCUCUGCUCCAACAAUCCAACAGCUUUGCUAUACUUUAAGCUCAUUAAUUAUCUUUGGUAACUUCCUUUUUAUCCUUGGGUCCUAUACACUUGUCCUAUUAGCUGUGUUGCGUAUGCCUUCAGCCACUGGGAGACACAAGGCCUUCUCAACCUGUGGGUCUCAUUUGGCUGUGGUAUCACUAUUCUAUGGCUCUCUGAUGAUCAUGUAUGUGAGCCCAGGACUUGGGCAUUCUGCUGGUAUACAGAAAGUUGCAACUUUGUUCUAUGCUAUGGUAACUCCAUUCUUCAACCCCCUCAUCUAUAGCCUUCGGAAUAAGGAGAUAAAAGCAGCCCUGAGGAAAGUUCUGGGGCAUCUCAGUAUCAUCCAAACUAUACUGGAUAAUCCCCCCAUUAUCAGAAAAGAAAAAGACAUCUCAAGUCAUCCACAGACAAAAAAAAAAAAAGCACUGGUACCCGGAAAGAUUCAGCACAUUCUCUGUACUGGAAAACUUUGCACCAAAGAGAGGUAUGACUGUCUCAAGACUCUGACCAGUGAUGUUCAUAUAGUAACAGGAGUCUUUCAUGAGAAUCUGAAUUAUACAGAACAAAAAGUUGUGACUGCUGGGCAGUUCAAAUUUGGUUUGAUCCAUACGCAACAUGUAAGAGACAUGACCAGCUUAGCCCUAUUAAGGCAGUUUGAUGAGGACAUUCGUAACUCAAGAUACACAAACAAAUUUGAAGCAUUUGAGCAUGAAAAAAAAUUUUACAUUAACCCAGGUUUUGCCACUGAAGCAUAUAUUCUUAGCAAAAACAUUACUCCUUAAUUUGUAUCAAUGGAUAUUCAGGCUUCUACAGUUGUCCUUUACAUGUAUCAGCUAAUUGGAGAUGAUGUAAAAGUAAAAGGAAUUGAAUACAAAAACAUCUUAAAGGCAGGCCUGUCCUGCUGGGUUUUUUAA